This is a messenger RNA of Moneuplotes crassus, 3264 nucleotides long. The record is from the annotation of a GenBank genome assembly. Lineage: Eukaryota; Ciliophora; Spirotrichea; Euplotida; Euplotidae.
CAAAAAGAAAUAUCCAAAGAUGGAGAAGAGAGAUAGUAGAAAUAAAUCUUCUACCUCAGUGGGAGUGAACCUAGUCCAUAUCCAAGGUUUUACCUUUGCCAAGCCAAAUCUGUACCAGUUCUCUCCGAUUACAGGAGAGUUCAUCUACGGGAUAGGCUCGAAUAUAGUUGUGUAUGACCCUGAAGAGAAAAAGCAAAAGGAGUAUCUUAAAUAACUCCAAGGGACUUCCUUUUUCGUGCUUUGCUUUCUCCCAAGACGGUGAGGAUCUUUAUACUGGAGAAUAUAUGGCUAAAGAAGCAUGAAUACGGCAUUUUAAAGUUUCAAAAGCUGGGGAGAUCACUCCUUCAACUGGGACUAUCAAAACAAAAUUUAGAACAAUUGAUGGGAUCAGGAUAAAUGAAAAGAAGAACUUCCUUGCAGUUUAUGGGACUAUUAAAAAUUCUGAGAAGAGGGAUAUUAAGAAGAUUGAAAUCUUUGAUCUAGCCAAAAGAUCUCCAAUUGGGAGUCACACUAUCUCAUAUAAGAUAAGGAACAUUGUUUUUGUGCGUGGCAUUUUAUAUGUCUUGUCGAAGGAUACUGUUUAUGAGAUAACUACCAAAUUCAAGGCAAGGCCCAGAAUUAAGAAAUCCUUGUCUGGAAAGGGUAGGGUUGCGAUGGAUAUGGUCGAUCACGGCUUGAAGUUGUUGGUUAUAUUGGAUAAUUGAGAACUUUUGGUACUGAAUACAGCAAAGAAAGAGCCAGAUGUUACUCUCGAACUCCCUCUUGGAGAUGUCACACCUGUUUCGAUUGAGAAGUUAGGUGAUAGUUUAAUUAUUGGAUGUACUAAUGGAGCAGUGUUUUACUCGAAAUAUGAAAAGAUUCAAGAGCCUUUAAAGCUUCCAAAUCCGCCCUUCCUUGGUGAAAAUUCGACUGAAACUCCUGAAGUGCUAGAAUACCCAGAUACUAGAGUUGUCAAGGCUUUUAAUAACAAAAUAGCAGUCCUCUUUAGUGAUAAGACAAUGGUCUGGUAUGAAAUCUCUGAAAAUGGUGAAGUUAGUAUUCUCCAUAUCAUCAAGAGUCAUUUUGGAGGGGUAUAUAGCAUUGAUUGAUACCCUGCUACAGCAAGCUCAUACCAGUUUGCUUUCCUUACUGGAUCAGUUGACCGAACUUUGAGACGAUGGGUUGCUAAUAUUGAUCCGAUUGACCUUUCUUGUCAAAUUAAUGAGGACAAGGUAGGACUUCUCUGUGAUAAUUUUGACCACUUGAAGUCUAAGACUGAUCAGGAUGAAGAAGCUGAAUUAGGAAGAAUUAGAACCAUAGCGAUGAGCAAAGAUAAAGAUCUCCCUCAUGUGAUAUGAGGAGAUUCGGAAGGGUAUAUGUGGAUAUUUGAUGCACUAAAGCUGUCACUUAAUAAUAUCUAUGAUGUUCACGAUAGCGAGAUACUCGGAAUAGAAUUCACGAACAUAUAGAAGAUUUUAAGGACAAGAGAUAUCAAAAAGUUGUAACCUGAAGUAAAGAUAAACUGGUUAAAGUCUUCGAUGCCCAGCAGAGCUACGAAGAAAUUAAGUCAUUUGACUAUCACAAAUCUGCAGUUGUGGGAGUAAAAAUUAUGGAUGAUCCCAGAAGUUCAGAACUUAGAAUCAUUUCAGCUGAUGCCAAGGGAACUAUUCAGACUGUGUCUGUAGAUGAAGAACUUGAGUUUUCAGUAAAUGAAGAGUUGAUUAUACCUGAAGAGAAAAUUUAUAGUAUGGCUUCUAACGAGAGUAGUAUAAUUAUUGGGACAGACAAAAAGCUCCAAGCUGGAACUUGUAGGGAAGACAACACCAUAGUAUUGUCUAAAGAUAUUGCUCCAAAGAGUUCUACUCCUAAGGAAUACAUUAAAUUAGAGACAGAUGAUGUGUCUCUCUAUUUGAUCGCAUGCUCGAAGAAGAAGCGAGAUAUUAGCUUCAUUCAGCUAAAGACAGGUACUGUAGUGCAUACAGUCAGCUGUGGAGAGGUAGUCACAGGUAUAAAAUAUUCUCCGGAUUAUAAAUUCUUGAUAACCUCUACAAGCACUGGGUGAAUAUAUAUCUGGAAUGUUCCAUCAAGUAUUCAGAAUGAGAUUAAAUUUAAGAUUGGUCAAAGAAGUUUGAGGAUUACUGAAGCUCCAAUUCCUGGUGAUGCUCUCAAGUCAGAAGAGUUAAAAGAAGCUGUUGAUCCUGACUUCAAUCUUGCUGAUGUUGGAGGAUCAAAUAUCUCUCAUAAUCCUCAUGAAAAGGAUAGGAAAGAAUGGGGGAAUUCACAUUCGAAGAACGAAACUGAACCAAGAGGCUCUAUGCCUGACUGGGCAAGAUCAACCGUUAAUGUUAUGGAUAAUCAGGAAGAGCAACAAAUAGAGGACACUUUCACAAUGAGAACCAAAGAUAAUGAUCCUUUCGCAAAACUCAAGCAGACUGUCACGGAUGAUGAAGAAGAUAAUAGCGAAGAGGAGAAAACUAUUCAAAUCCAGGAAGAAUAUAUGAUCCCUGUUGACCCAAGUGAGACCCAAUCUGACACUGACAAUGCUUUCAAUUUUGAGAAAGCAGUGAAUCCUAAGAGAAAAACAAGUGUGAAAGAUCUGAUAAGCAGGCCAUCUCGGAUUGGGGAUACUCUAAGAAAUAGUGUUUAUGAGAGAGAUCAGAAGCGACAAUCAGUUGCUCCCAAUAUCUACACCUCAACUGUGUUAUCACCAGAAAAACCUUUACUUGGAAAACCUCCUACACCAAAUAUUAUUAAAGAGGAUAAAGAGGAAGAUGAUCAGAGCAGUUCAAUGAUGAGCAAGAAAUCUUCAAGAAAAUAUCAAGAAACCAAAGCCAAGAAGUUAGAAAUGACAAAGAAAAAUAAGAAAGAAUCCAGGAACAGGAAUCCAAAUUACGUCAGAAGUCAUACACAUAAUGAAGAAGAUCGAUCAAAGGGGACCUUCAAAGCAUAUGCUGAAGAUGCAUCAGGGGAUGACAGUCCUGUUAUUCAGAGGAAUUCUGUUUUAAAAGCAUCUAGAAUGGCUCUUACAAAGUCCUCGAAGGGUACAAAAUUAGAUGAGUAUACCAUUACUACAAAGAGAAAUAUGGAAGGACUCAUACAGGAAAAUCUCCGGUCUGCCUUCCAAUCGAUCCAAGCAGCAACAGAUCAGUUCAAUUUGGCAGCAGAGAAUGGAGAUGAAGUAUCACAAGAGACAAAGGAUUUAAUGCUGAUAUUGUCUACUUCGAUUUCAGGCUUACAGUUUGCCUCAUAUAAUGCUUUAUGCCACCAGAAGGAUAAAUAUUAAUU